This is a messenger RNA of Camellia sinensis, 489 nucleotides long. Lineage: Eukaryota; Viridiplantae; Streptophyta; Magnoliopsida; Ericales; Theaceae. The record is from RefSeq and is a predicted model, not a curated record.
AUGGAAAUGAAGUCAAGAUGGACCUUUUUGACUCUGAAAGGCGACAAAGAGCUCAGUAUGGUUAAUUUCCCUGUGAAGAAUUUGGAGCUGAAAGAUUACAUUCCUUUGCCAACACCCAAAGAGAACGAGAAAUUGCGUUCAAAAUAUGAUUUGAUUGCAAAUAUUGUUCAUGAUGGCAAGCCAGAUGACCAGAGUAAUACUAUGAUGUUUAUUGGGAAGUUUAUGUUCGAAUCUGAAAAUGGGCUGCUGAUGCUAGAAACUGUUAGACCUGCAGGACAAUCUCUUGUAGAUGACUGGAACUGCUUGAAGACACUUGUGAGGACUUAUAAGGAACAUUGUGGAUCUCUGUCAAGGUAUGGAAUGACGUAUAUGCAUGCCAUUGCUAACAUGUGCAAUGCUGGGGUGAAGAUGGAGCAGAUGACUAUGGCAUCAGCUCAAGCUUGCAUGGGGACCACCCUAAUUCAUGCAGCUCCCUCUACAAUGAAUUAA